Gastrolobium bilobum is the source of this 840-nucleotide messenger RNA. RefSeq names its product AT-hook motif nuclear-localized protein 20-like. Gene Ontology annotation, cellular component: nucleus. The record is from RefSeq and is a predicted model, not a curated record. NCBI's taxonomy places the organism in Eukaryota, Viridiplantae, Streptophyta, Magnoliopsida, Fabales, Fabaceae. Bases 1 to 840 code for a protein of 279 amino acids. The transcript has a single exon. Gene Ontology annotation, molecular function: minor groove of adenine-thymine-rich DNA binding; DNA-binding transcription factor activity.
AUGGCGAACCGGUGGUGGACCGGCUCUGAGGGUCUCGGCGGGGUCGAUGACUCUGGGAACGCGAACUCUUCAUCCAUGAAGAAACCGGAUCUGGGUUUCUCCAUGAACAACACUUUGGUGAAUGAAGAAGAGGAGAAAGAAAACAGUGAUGAUCCCAAAGAGGGAGCUAUUGAACUCUCCACCACGCGCCGCCCAAGGGGCCGUCCAUCGGGCUCGAAGAACAAGCCUAAACCACCGAUAUUUGUGACCAGGGACAGCCCUAAUGCACUCCGAAGCCAUGUCAUGGAGAUAGCAAACGGAGCUGACAUCGCCGAUUGCGUGGUUCAGUUCUCCAGAAGGCGCCAAAGAGGUGUUUGCGUUUUAAGCGGCAGCGGCACCGUCGUCAACGUCACUCUACGGCAGCCGACGGUGCCCGGCGCUGUGAUGGCACUUCCUGGCCGGUUCGAUAUCCUGUCGUUAACCGGUUCAUUCCUGCCUGGACCGUCCCCACAGGGCGCCAGCGGUUUAACCAUUUACCUAGCCCGAGGUCAAGGACAGGUUGUCGGCGGCGGGGUGGUGGGUCCGCUGAUGGCGGCUGGACCGGUUAUGAUAAUGGCGGCUACGUUUUCUAAUGCAACCUAUGAGAGAUUACCGGUGGCGGAUGAUGAUCAAGAAGGUCAGGGACAAGAUGGUGUUUGCUCGCCGCCGGGGAUGGGUGGCAGUGGCGGAGGAGUUUCCAUCGGAGAAGCCUCAUCAUCGAUUCCGAUGUAUAUUAAUAAUAUGGCUCCGAAUUUGGCUCUUCAAAAUGGGCAACAGCUGAAGCAUGAAGCUUAUUCUUCUUGGGGCAGGCCUCCCUACUAA